AUGGCUUUCGCUGGGUGUGUACGCAGGUCAGCAUCUAAGUUGGCUUCCACAUGUGGUCGAGCCCGGUCUAUCUCCACCGUUGUGAACUGUCGUCCGUCUCUAUCUCUCAACCCGUCUCCGCUGCGUGCCUUCAUCUCCCGUGGCUUUGGUACCUCGAGGAGUGAUAGUAUACUUGGCUCGGAGAUACGGAUUCUCAAAGUGAUUGACUCCAAGAUCCUUUCUGAUUUGCAAAUCGAUGAUCUCGAUUAUCUUAAAGAGACAACUCCGGAAUACUUCAGAUUCAGAAUUGAAGAUGAUCCUGCAGAUCAGUUUGUGACAUUGACUAGUGAGCACGUUGGGGAAAAUAUUAAAGUUUUAGCAUUCAUGCCUAGUCUUGUUGCUGAUAAACCAAGUAUUAAACUGAUUCUAACUGUUACCACGAAGAGCGGGCUCAGCCUGGAGUUUAGCUGCACGGAUUUUGGUGAUCAUUUUAACAUAGAAAAUGUAACAGUGAAUCAUCCGGGGGAAAAGAAUGAUUGGCAAUUCGAAGACUUGGAAGAUGAUCUCAAGAAGGCCUUCAACAAUUAUGUGGAGACCCUAGUAGGAGAAAGCACAAGGAAGUUAUUGCAUAGGUACAUGAUGAGCAAACAGAAGCGAGAGUACUUGGCCUGGUUGAAGGAUGUUAAGAAGUUUAUGAACGAAUUUCAUCUAGAUAGGUGUAGAAUUAAUAGUUAA
Camelina sativa (false flax) is the source of this 714-nucleotide messenger RNA. Lineage: Eukaryota; Viridiplantae; Streptophyta; Magnoliopsida; Brassicales; Brassicaceae. The record is from RefSeq and is a predicted model, not a curated record.